AUGGGGGAAGCAAAAAUUUUAGUUGAGGUUGAGCUAGACAAACCGUUCCCAAAGCUAAUUGCUCUUGAUGACAAAAAAGGCAAUAUUUACUUGGUAGAUGUGGAGUAUUCUUGGAUUCCUAGCGCGUGUGAAAGAUGUGGAGCACUUGGCCAUAGAGAGAAGAGGUGUUUACUUCCUCCAAAGCCACUUGGAUCUGCUGUUAUUAUAAAAGAAACUCCUAGUCCAAAUGAAGAGAUCCCAAUGGUGAAUAUAGGAUUGUUGCAAAACACCCCUAGUCCACAUGUCAACCACUUGGAACCAAACUUGCAAUCACCUUCUGGCCACCAAGCACAUGAGACUCCAAAAAACUUGUUUGUCACUACUCCUUCUGAGGAUGUAACUUCUGGUCCGAUCACACACUCACAUGAGGUACACUCUACCUCUUGUUUAAAGAUUGAUGAUACUUUACCUAUGUUAGCAGCCACAAUCACUGCGCCCUCUCAGACACAAAUUAUGGAAGAAAUUCCAUCACAAGUUAACAUUUUCGAAGCCGCCCAUGCUUCUGAAAAUGAGCAACCAGUUGGUCCUCUCUCGCCUCUCACUCCUAACCAUCAUCAUUUCCACAUGGAGCCGGAGACUCCUCUUGCUUAUGGAAAAGAAACUGGUUUAGACGUGGUUGGAAAAACCUCUAGUUAUAACUUAACUAGAGGAGGAAGACCAAUAAAACCAACACAAAAGGUUCAAGAAAUGGAAUGGACAAAUGUUAGAGGAAAGGGUAAAAAAGGUCGACGUGGCCGAGGAAACCAUUUCCACUAG
This is a messenger RNA of Brassica napus (rape), 795 nucleotides long. RefSeq lists its product as uncharacterized. NCBI's taxonomy places the organism in Eukaryota, Viridiplantae, Streptophyta, Magnoliopsida, Brassicales, Brassicaceae. The transcript has a single exon. The record is from RefSeq and is a predicted model, not a curated record. Bases 1 to 795 code for a protein of 264 amino acids.